GGGAAAGUCGCCGAAGAGUACUUCGAGUCUGGCAACUUCUACUGGAACGCCGGUAUCUUCAUCUGGAAAGCGAAGACCGUUCUCGACGCUUUGAAGAAGCACGAGCCAGAAAUGUAUGCCCACCUCGAAGCGAUUGCCAAUGCUUGGGGCACCGCCGAGCAGGCCGAAGUUUUCGAUCGCGAGUUCGGUGCCAUCCAAGGCAAGUCGAUCGACUAUGCGGUGAUGGAACACCAUAACGACAUUGUUGUCGUCGAAGCUCCUUUCAACUGGGACGACGUCGGCAAUUGGCAAAGCAUGGCUCGGCUGCAUGGGCAGGACGACUGUGGCAAUACACACUUGGGCGAUGUCCUGGCGAUUGACUCCAACGGGUGCAUUGUCCGCGGCGAAGAUGGCCAUCUGAUCGUGACGCUCGGCACGCAAGAGUUGAUCAUCGUGCAUACGCCGGAUGCGACAUUAGUGGCGGAUAAGUCGCGGGAAGAAGACAUUCGCCAGGUCGUUAAAAAACUGGACGAGGGAGGACGCAUUGCGGCCGUCGACUAUGGCACGGUCCGCAUCGGAAUUGCGAUUACGGACCCUGAUCGCGUUCUGGCAAGUCCGCUGGAAAACUACAACCGCCGUAGCCCUUCCAAAGAUGCUCAGUUCUUUCGCGAACUAGCUGAACUGGAACGCGUGGUGAUGUUUGUAGUGGGCCUGCCGGUUCACAUGAGCGGGGACGAAAGCCAGAAGUCGCACGAAGCCCGCGAGUUCGGCAAGUGGCUUUACGAGACGACGAACGUUCCCGUCACCUUCUACGACGAACGCUUCACCACCAGCAUGGCCAAAGACAUGCUACAAGAGGCAGGUCUCACCAAGAAGCGUCGCAAA
Molecule: messenger RNA, 864 nt
Organism: Symbiodinium sp. CCMP2456
Lineage: Eukaryota; Dinophyceae; Suessiales; Symbiodiniaceae
Source: the annotation of a GenBank genome assembly